AUGCAGCCCCCGUGUUCACUCCAGCUCGGCCCCUGUGGCCCCUCUCCGUCGCUGGGAUCGCAGGACGGCACAGCCAACCUCCAGCAGCUGGGAGAAAAGCUGCUCUUUGAGAAGUUUUGGAAGGGCACUUUCAAGGCUGUGGCCACCCCAAGACCAGAGAGUGUCAUUGUGGCCAGCAUCACUGCCCGCAGGAGGGUGACUGACUCAGAAAUAACAGCCUGUCAGCCGCUAAAGACUGAUGAGAGGAAAGCGGCGGUCACCAGGGCCGACACUGCCGACCGAAAUGGCUGCAUCAAAGGCAAAGGACGCAGACACCACGGUCAUCGCAGGGUCAGGAGCCCCUCCUUUGAUGAGGAACUCUCCCCACGUCCCAAGGGGAAGAAGAAGAAGAGAAAGUCUGAACGGAGGAGGAAAAGGAAAAGGUCUCCUUCCCAGAGCCUGUCGCCACUGAGGAAGAAGAAAAAGAAGAAGAAGAAGAGCUCCAAGAAAAACAAACGGCAUAGGUAUACCUCCAAGAAGUCAAAACACAGCUCCUCCAGUUUAAAACACAAGAGGCGGGACGAGCGCAAGCACAAGAAAAGCUCCCGGACUCACUCACGGCGAAGACGACGCUAUCGGAGGUCAGAGUCGGACAGUUCUUCCUGCCAUUCUUCCACAGAGGACAGAAACCGUCUGCAAAAAUCUGUGGUACAUCAGGCACUAGGAGACCUGGCAGCCGUUGGAGCGGAAACCGAUGGAGCGCUCCACCACACAGACUUUAAGUGGAGACCUGCAACCAAAUCUGUGUGUAAAACGGCCCCAAAAUAUCGCUCCAUCCUCUCAACAGGCACCAUUUUGUCGUCAAAACCUGGAAGCGAGCUCUUACACGGAAAAGGGUCUCAGCAUUUCUCGAGCCAUACCGAAGGUCCGCACGAUUACGAUUCUGGGAAUGACACGUCUUCACCGCCAUCGAGCAAAACUGGUGUUUCUCGGGCGAGUGUCACUGACAACAAGAGGAGCCAUUGUCGACGCCUGGCCUCUCCAGAGAAGCUGAAGUUCACUGACAGAGACAAUGCCUCAGAUUCAGGAAACUCUGUGACCAGCUACGCUUCCUUAUGCAAAGCGUACAGAGAGGAAGGCUUGUCUGCAACCCUUUUCAGUGGAAACAGCAAGAGAGAGCAGAUAACCUUGGGGUGUCGGGUAGAAGUUGUGGGACCUCCAGAGACUUCCGGCUGUUCACAGAAGAUGAGCAAGUCAUCGCGAAGGCGACUGAAAACCCGGUCAUCCAGCAGAUCCUCGGGGAGUUCCAGAUACUGCGGACGCUACUCUCGAAGCCCGUCGCUGUCAUCUUGCAGCUCGCACUCGCGCUCUCCGAGUUAUUCAGCUGACAUGAGGCGACGAGGCAGCGUCGCCAGCCUGAGCUCCAGAGGAAGCUUCUCCAGAUACAGUGCUGACAGACUACGAGACAGAAAGAGAGCCCAUAGCUUCAGAGAGACAGAUGUGAAGCAUGCACAUAAGGUUAGUGGCAAGAGACGAAGACGCAAAUCCUACUCCCCCAUGAAGAAAAGGAGGAGAGACUCCCCAAGCCAUCUGGAAGCACGCCGAAUCACAAGUGCCAGGAAGCGACCCAUCCCUUACUUCCGACCCAGUCCUUCAUCUAGCAGUCGGUCCACCAGCGUGUCGUCCUGGAGCAGCCUCUUCACCCGCAGCCACUCUCGCAGCCCAAUUCACAGCGUGAGCAGGAGCAGGAGCAGGAGCCGGAGCCAUAGCCGGAGCCGGAGCCGGAGUCGGAGCCGGAGCCAAAGUUACUCCUCCUACAGGAGCUACAGUCGCAGUUCAUCCUGGGACUCAAUCUUUGGGACCCGCAGUCGCAGCCGGAGUCGCAGUUCGUUGAACAAACGCAACAAAACCAGGCAUUAA
Molecule: messenger RNA, 1899 nt
Organism: Xiphias gladius (swordfish)
Lineage: Eukaryota; Metazoa; Chordata; Actinopteri; Istiophoriformes; Xiphiidae
Gene: srrm4
Product: serine/arginine repetitive matrix 4
Exons: 13
Coding region: 1-1899 (632 amino acids)
Biological process (GO): mRNA processing; regulation of RNA splicing; neuron maturation
Cellular component (GO): nucleus
Molecular function (GO): mRNA binding
Source: RefSeq, a predicted model, not a curated record